Messenger RNA from Mercenaria mercenaria, 3925 nucleotides. RefSeq lists its product as uncharacterized. The coding region runs from base 171 to 3788 and encodes 1205 amino acids. The record is from RefSeq and is a predicted model, not a curated record. NCBI's taxonomy places the organism in Eukaryota, Metazoa, Mollusca, Bivalvia, Venerida, Veneridae. The transcript is spliced from 34 exons.
AACUUACUUUGGAAUCAAAAGCAUUUAAAGUGUUUGAAUAAGGAAGUCCAUCUGAAGGCCUGCUUACUGAUAUAAACACCCAAAUUUGAUUUACAUCACAGAUUAUCGGCGAAACGCAGGAACUUAUAGACGAAAUUAUUUCAGUUACAUCUGGCAAGCCAAGGUGGUAAAUGGAUUACGCAGUGUUCUUCUUUAUUCUUACUGCAGCUCGUGUAUACGGCGGCCCAGAUGAAGACUUUAUUGCAUUUGCUGAUGGCUACUGGCACUGGCGACUGGAGGAUGUCCCGGAACUUGCCACCAGCAUUGACGUGCAUGAGUUCGAUGGCAGAGUUGAGCAGUUCACUAUUAAUAUCCUAGAGACACGAAAGGACAAUGUGACGAACUUCUUAACUCAACUUGGUAAAAUUGAUAGAAGCGGUCUAAGUGACGCCAGAAAGAUCAGCUAUGACGUUCUGAAGGACACUUUAGAGACCUACCUCGCUGGAUAUAAAUGGAAAAAUUAUGGUCCAAUGAACCCUGUCAACUUUCUGGAGGGAUUGUGGACAGACCCCGGGGCAGCAGCACCUACCAACCCAAAAACUUAUGAGGAUUUCUACAACUACAUCAAAAGAAUAUAUGGUUGGGGUGAUCAGGCUUUGAAUUAUAUGAAAAGGAUGCGUGUUGCAAUCAAAGAGGGAACGACAAACCACUGGGUAUCUGUGAAAGGUGCUCUGGACCAAAUAGAUCAACUCGUAGGUUCGACUCCUACGGACUGUCCGAUGUAUAAACCUUUAAAUGAAACCCUGGAUAACACAACUCUUCCGGAGAGUAAUAAGACAGCAUUACGGAACUUGGCUGUUAUGACGAUUACACCUUUCCGUGAAAGUUUUAAGACAUUGAAAAGAUUCAUCUUAGAGGAAUAUAAGAACGAGACAAGAGAAAGAUACGGCGUAAAUUCUCUGCCGAAUGGAGAGGAAUAUUACAAAGCCUGUCUUAAAUGGCAUCUGUCCAUAGAUAUCACACCGGAGGAAAUACACCAGAAAGGCCUCGAGGAAGUGGAUAGGAUUCACGGCGAAAUGAAAAAUGUGAUGACUCGUUUGCACUUUACUGGAAGCAUCAAAGAAUUUUUCGAGAAACUGAACAAUGAUUCUAGAUUUAUCAUUGAUUCACCGGAAGAGACUCUCGAACGUUUUACAUCACUAAUCAACGAUCGCAUAAAACCUAAGCUUCCGUUACUCUUCAAGAAUAUUCCCGAUAGUCCGGUAGUUGUCAAAGAAAUGCCGUAUGAUGGUCCCGGAGGGACGUAUUCAUUUGGUUCACCUGUUGGUUCCAGGCCUGGCGUAUUUUAUGCUAAUGUCAAGCGACCAGAGGAUAAUCCUACUUACAACAUGGUAGCACUCACACUGCACGAAGCUGACCCAGGCCAUCAUUUACAGGACAUUUAUGCCCAGCAUUCUUCAGGGACACCUACAUUCCAGAAAGUGAUAGACUACACCAAAUAUUUUUCUAUACCUUACCAUUUUCCUUAUUACACAUCCUAUACAGAGGGAUGGGGAUUAUACUCAGAGUCUCUGGGAGAACAAGAUCAGUUAGAUAUUUACCAAGACGAUUAUGAAAUGAUGGGAAGAUACAGUUUUGAAAUUUUUCGGGCAUGCCGUCUUGUAGUUGAUACCGGGUUACAUCAUUACAACUGGAGCAGGGACCACGCCAUUGAGUACAUGUUGAAUUAUACAUCAUUUUCUCGACCAUCUAUCGAGAUAGAGAUAGAUCGUUAUAUAACCUGGCCAGGACAAGCCACCGCCUAUAAAAUUGGAGAACUAAAAAUCAAAGAACUCAGACAAAAGGCGAAAGAUGCUCUAGGAACAUUGUUUGACAUCAAAGAUUUUCAUUCUGUGGUACUAGACAAUGGGGCUGUUCCAUUGUCUGUUCUAGAACGUCUUAUUGAUGAAUGGAUACAGCGAGUAAAAUCUGCAGACAUGCUGGAAAAGAUAAUGAGUGAAUUCUGGAAAUGGCGGAUGGAAAAUUCACCAGAAUAUUCUACAACAUUGCAAAUGUAUAAGUAUAAUGACCGGCUUAACUCCUACAAAUAUGAGAAAUUUGAGACAGACAGGGCAGGCGCGCAGGGAUUCCUUGACCGUCUGUUGGGAAUAGAUAGAACAACCUUGUCUAGCGAGAAAAAGGUGUCAUAUGAUAUUUUGAAAAACAUACUUGAAGUUUUCCUAGCCGGAUACAAAUGGAAAGACUAUGAACCAUUAAAUCCAUUUAAUUUCUUAGAAGGUUGGUCUGUCGGCUUUGAUUUAUUUCUGUCUGGAACACCGUUUGAUACUCAGGGAGAUUUUGUAGAUUAUGCUCGAAGAUUGGAACUGGCACCGAACCAGCUGGACGAGAUGAUGAAUUUGACAAAACUUGCAAUCACUAAUGGUCACACCAACAACAACGCUUCAAUUUCUAGAGUUCCUGGACAACUUGACAGCUUAAUUACCAACGAUCCCAUAGAGUCGGAGCUGUAUAAACCUGUUAAUGAAUCUUUAAUGCGUGUUUUUCCUGAUACAAAAUACAGAUCUAGUGUGGAGGAAAGAAUAAAAGAUGCUAUAAAAGCUUUUAUGGGUAAACUGACAAAGGUGAAAACAUUUAUCCAAAAUGAAUACAUGCCGUACACGAGACCAGGUCUUGGUGUAGGAUCUCUACCAAAUGGUACUGACAACUACAAAGCAUGUCUGUUGUUUCACACAUCAAUCGAUAUAAGUCCAGAAGAGGUUCAUCAGAAAGGACUUGAUGAGGUUGCUAGGAUUGAGAAACUAGUGAGACAGCGAAUGAAUAAUGUUGGAUUUCCAAUUACAACAACGAUACCACAGAUGUACCAAAACCUGACAAAUGACAAACGAUUCCUGCUUAAAACUCCUGAAGAAACAUUAGCAAGAUUCAAAAGCAUUAUAUAUGACAGGAUUCAGCCUAAGAUUUCUACUUAUAUAAGUCAUCCACCGAAUUUACCGCUCGAGGUAAGAGGGUCGGCAUCGGACGGUGUAGGUGGCGAAUACUGGACAGGAACAGCGGAUGGGUCCAGACCGGGGAUUUUCUAUGCAAACAUCCACAGACCAGAGUAUAAUCCCACGUAUAAAAUGGUUUCGCUCAGCCUUCAUGAAGCUAUACCCGGUCAUCAUCUUGCCGAAAGUUACGGUAUACUGGCUGACAUUCCAGAAUUUAGAAAACAUUUCGAAUGGAUUAGUUACAACGUUCCUUACUUCUUUCCAUUCUACAAUGCUUUCGCCGAGGGUUGGGCAUUAUAUGCAGAAUUUCUUGGAGAGGAAAUGGGAAUUUAUCAGGACGACUACGAAAUGCUCGGCCGAUAUAGUGACGAAAUGUUACGAGCAACACGACUUGUUAUUGAUUCUGGAAUCCACUACAAAAACUGGACAAGAGACCAGGCAAUCAAAUACAUGCUAAACUAUACUGCAGAGACGCCAGAAUCAGCGGCCAUAGAGAUCGAUCGGUAUGCCACGUGGCCCGGCCAAGCGUGUGGCUACAAAAUAGGCGAGCUGAAAAUAAAAGAAUUAAGACAGAAAGCAUCAACUGCAUUGGGAAAUGAGUUCAAUCUUGCAGAAUUCCAUUACACAAUACUUAGGCAUGGUGCCAUGCCUCUAGAUGUGUUGGAAGCAACUGUAGAUGAAUGGAUCAAUUCCUUAAAACAGUCUUCAGAUUCGGGUCCUGUUGCGUCACCGGAUAAGUCUACGAAUUCGGCCAGGACCAUUGCUGUAAACUUCAUUUUGGUGCUGCUCGGUAUUUGUUUACAUAGUCGGUUUUGGCUGUGAAUGUUUUUGGAAUUUAUCAAUUUGUAUAUAUUCAAAAGACAAAUGAUUUUAUUUGUGAAACAUGUUGAAGAAGAAUUUUGCAGGCUCAACCUCUCUUUCAUCCAUUUCAAACAAAAGUAAUGAAACACUUCUAAGUA